This is a messenger RNA of Culex quinquefasciatus (southern house mosquito), 819 nucleotides long. RefSeq lists its product as uncharacterized. The transcript has 2 exons. The coding region runs from base 1 to 819 and encodes 272 amino acids. The record is from RefSeq and is a predicted model, not a curated record. NCBI's taxonomy places the organism in Eukaryota, Metazoa, Arthropoda, Insecta, Diptera, Culicidae.
AUGUAUGCUAGGGAGAAAGUCCGGGUAACCGUUCAUUCGAGAUACUCGGCCUUCGCCGCCAGUUUCGCAUGUCUGGUGGUUCCAAAGGUGACUGGAAUCAUCCCCGGAUCGAAGAUUGAUGUUUCCUCCUGGUCGAUCCCAGUGGGAAUCCAACUUGCGGAUCCAGAGUUCAAUGUCCCCGAGAGAAUUGAUAUGUUGAUUGGUGCCUCCAUGUUUUUCAGCCUGCUCAAGUCAGGACAGCUGCACCUGGCAGACGGUCUGCCAGAGUUGCGCGAAACUCAUUUCUGCUGGGUAUUUUCCGGCGAAAUCGAGAAUUCUGUGAACCAUUCACACAUCGCGAACAACGCUUCGUUGGAUGUGCUGAAUCAAACGAUUUCCAAGUUUUGGGAGGUCGAGGAUCUUGCCGAUCCAACGCCCCCACCCUCUGAUGUUGAUGAAUGUGAGACGUUGUUCGUGGAAACGCAUAGUCGUUUGCCGUCAGGUCGAUUUGUUGUUAGAUUACCUUUUCGUGAAGAUGUUUCAGGGUUGCCAGACAACCGUUCGCUCGCUCUUCGUCGGUUCCUGCUGUUGGAGCGCCGUCUCAACAGAGAACCAAGUCUGAAGCAGCAGUAUGCUAAGUUCAUUGAUGAGUAUGAAACCCUUGGUCAUUGUCGUGAGGUUGAUGAGUCCAAGGAUGUAGACCAGCAUCGGUACUACAUGCCCCACCACGCCGUCCUGAGGCCGACGAGCUCGACCACGAAACUGCGAGUAGUGUUCGACGCGUCGGCCAAGCAAGGUUCUACGGCGAAGUCGCUCAACGAGGUUCUCCACAUUUCGUAA